Molecule: messenger RNA, 5629 nt
Organism: Morone saxatilis (striped sea-bass)
Lineage: Eukaryota; Metazoa; Chordata; Actinopteri; Moronidae
Gene: lamb2l
Product: laminin, beta 2-like
Exons: 35
Coding region: 101-5629 (1842 amino acids)
Biological process (GO): cell migration; substrate adhesion-dependent cell spreading; basement membrane assembly
Cellular component (GO): laminin trimer
Molecular function (GO): extracellular matrix structural constituent
Source: RefSeq, a predicted model, not a curated record
AGAGAAAGAGAGAGAGUGGCUGACUGAGAGAGGCAGGAGUCGCGGGAAACGACUGAGCAGCCAGAGAGACAUCCUGGUGUCCGUGCGUCCAGGCAUCCUGAUGCCCAUCAUGGCCAUGUAUCUAAACCUCCUCAUGCUGGCUGUCACUGUGUUCGGACAGGAGUUCCCAUCAGGCCCUCACGGCUGCACGGAGGGAAGCUGUUACCCUGCUACAGGAAACCUUCUGAUUGGACGGGCUGUCAACCUUUCCGCCACCUCCACUUGCGGCCUGAACGGGCCAGAGCAGUACUGCAUUGUCAGCCACCUGCAGGAAUCCGACAAAUGUUUUGAGUGUAACUCCAGGCAUCGCUACGACCCGUACCACCACAAAAACAGCCACCGCAUCGAAAAUGUGAUCUACCUCAUGGACAGAAAUGAAGACAACACCUGGUGGCAGUCUGUCAACGGACAGGAGAAUGUCAGCAUCACACUGAACCUGGAGGCCGAAUUCCACUUCACACACCUCAUCAUGAAGUUCAAGACUUUCCGACCUGCAGCUAUGAUCAUCGAGCGUUCGGCUGAUUUCGGACGCACAUGGCGCCCCUACCGCUACUUUGCGUCAAACUGUACCAAGACCUUUCCGGGCAUCCCCGCCAACGGCCUGCACCACAUCAAUGAUAUCAUCUGCGAGGAACGCUACUCCGACAUCGAACCCUCCACUCGUGGAGAGGUCAUUUAUAAAGUAUUGGAUCCUGCCAUUCAUGUGAAAGACCCAUACAGCUUGGACAUUCAAGAACUUCUGCGUAUCACCAACCUGCGUAUCAACUUCACCAAGCUCAACACUCUGGGAGACGACCUGUUGGACCGCCGUUUUGAUGUCCUGCAGAAGUAUUACUACGCAAUCUACGAGCUGGUGGUUCGAGGGAGCUGUUUCUGUUACGGACACGCCUCAGAGUGCGCUCCAGUGCCGGGGGUUGACGUCCGGGAGAACGGCAUGAUCCACGGUCGUUGUGUAUGCAAACAUAAUACAGAGGGCCUGAACUGCGAGCGCUGCAGAGAUUUCCACAAUGACCUGCCAUGGAGACCAGCAGAGGCGGAGAACCCACACACCUGCAGAGAGUGUAACUGUAACGGCCACUCAAGCCAAUGCCACUUUGACAUGGCGGUGUAUUUUGCCACUGCCAACAUCAGCGGAGGAGUGUGCGACGACUGUCUGCACAACACCAUGGGGCGCAACUGUGAGAUGUGCAAACCUUUCUACUACCAAGACCCUGUUAGAGAUAUCAGGGACCCACGGGUUUGUGUUGCCUGUGACUGCGACCCAGUGGGAUCAUUGGAGGGAGGAGUAUGCGACAGCCACACAGACCCAGACAUGGGGAUGAUCACAGGACAGUGUCGCUGCAAAGCUAACGUCAAAGGCACGCGCUGCGACGACUGCAAGGAAGGUUAUUACGGACUCAGCCAGAACGACCCGCUGGGUUGUCAGCCUUGCAACUGUGACCCUCGUGGCAUCAUCAUGAUGGGAACUCCUUGCGACCAGAUCAGUGGGGACUGCUCCUGCAAAAGAUAUGUCACCGGACGCUACUGCAACCAGUGUCUGCCUGAAUACUGGGGGCUCAGUAACGAUCUGGCCGGCUGCAGACCAUGUGACUGUGAUUUUGGCGGAGCCUUCAACAACAGGUGCAUGAUGGAGAACGGCCAGUGUGACUGCAGGAGGCAUCUGAUUGGUCGGCAGUGUUCAGAGGUUCAGCCUGGGUAUUUCUGUGCUCCACUGGACUACUACAAAUACGAGGCCGAAGAUGCCACCGGACACUCCCCUGGUGACUCUGCACUGCCGGGCAAAGUUCGUCCACAGGCAGAGACUGACUGUGUCCAGCACCUGAGCAACCAGCUGAGGAGGCAUCGGCGUCACCGUCGCAUUACCAAUUCGCAGCAACAUCGGGCAGCACUGAGACGUAUCCGUCAGCUUCAACAAACACCCGAUGUGAGGACAGUUCAUAGAGAGCACACUCCCAGCCACAUGGUGUCGUGGACAGGACCUGGUUUUGCCCGCGUCAAAGAUGGUGCCGGCCUGGUGUUCACUAUCGACAACAUCCCCUACGCCAUGGAGUAUGACAUCAUGAUCCGUUACGAACCUGAGUCCACAGAGGACUGGGAGGCUGUGGUCAGUAUUACAUCUGUAAUGCUGCCGUCCAGUCUCCGGUGUGGAAACCUCCUUCCAACUGAACAGCUCUACACAGUGACCCUGCCGCACCGCAACAGAUACAUCCAGAUGCCCAGGCCAUUCUGUUUCGAACCCAGUAAUCGAUACGUGGUUGCAAUCAGGUUCCAGCGCCAUGGGGUCUUGCACCGACAUCUUACAGCCUUCAUUCUUAUUGACUCGCUGGUUCUGAUCCCCAAAUACACCGAGCUUCCUGGUUUCCAAGGUAAUGAGCCAGAGGCAGAGCAGCGGCGGGAGGAGAUGAUUCGCUACAUGUGUCUGGAUUCCUUUAUGAUGACGCCGAUGCCCGCCCUAGCUGAGAUGUGCUCCAAACUCAUCUGCAGUAUUUCUUCCAUCAUUCAUGAUGGUGCUCUGUCGUGUCAUUGCGACCCUCAGGGCUCCCUCAGUGGUGAGUGUGAUAGGGUGGGAGGUCAGUGUCACUGUAAAUCCAACGUGAUGGGUCGACGCUGUGACCAGUGUGCUCCAGGAACCUACGGCUUUGGAGUGAAUGGCUGUGCAGCCUGUGACUGCCACUCAGAGGGCUCAGUGAGCCACCAGUGUGACCCAGUUACAGGCCAGUGCCAGUGCAGGCAGGGAGCCACCGGGCGCCAGUGUUCAGAUUGCCAACCAGGCCAGUGGGGCUUCCCCAACUGCAGCCCCUGUCAGUGUAAUGGCCACGCAGACAUAUGUGACCCCCGCACCGGGGUGUGUAGAGACUGCAGGGACUACACAGCAGGACACCACUGCGAACAUUGUGUGGAUGGGUUCUUUGGAAACCCGGUCCUUGGUUUAGGGGAGCACUGCCGGCCCUGCCCCUGCCCCGGUAACCCCGGCUCGGAUCACUUUAACGGCCACUCCUGUCAAGCCGACCUCUCCUCUAACCAGAUCAUCUGCAACUGCAGAGAAGGCUACACUGGGCCCCGCUGUGACCAGUGUUCCCCUGGUUACUAUGGCAACCCAGAACAACCCGGAGGGCAGUGCCUGCCAUGCGAGUGCAGCGGCAACAUUAACGCCCAGGAUCCUGAGUCAUGUGACAUCAGGACCGGCCAAUGCCUCAAGUGCCUGUACCAUACCGAUGGCCCGUCCUGUGCCCACUGUCAACACGGUUACUACGGCAACGCUUUGGCCCAUGACUGCAGACGCUGUACCUGUGUGACUGCUGGCACACUCCAGUCCACUUGCAGUGAUGGACAGUGUCACUGCGACAGGCAGACCGGAGCCUGCCGCUGCAGGGAGAACGUGGCUGGCCACAACUGUGACCAGUGUGCUCCUAACCACUGGAACUAUGGUCAGGACCGAGGCUGUGAGCCCUGCCACUGCGACCCCCAACACACCAUGGGAACCCACUGCAACAUGUUCACGGGCCAAUGCCACUGUCAUUCAGGCUUCGGAGGAAGACAGUGCACUGAGUGCGAGCAGUUCCACUGGGGAGACCCACGGGUGCAAUGUCAAGAGUGUAACUGUCAUCCACUGGGCUCAGAGAUGGCCCAGUGUGACCGAGAAACGGGGGCUUGCGAAUGCAGGGAGGGAGCGGCGGGGAAGCGCUGCGAUGAAUGCGCUCGCGGCUUCACCGGCAUCUUCCCCACGUGUGUCCAGUGUCACCCGUGCUUCCAGCUGUGGGAUGACGCGGUGUGCCAGGUUAAAAGGGACCUGGAUCACAUCCAGUACACCGUGCAGAAGAUCCUGGAGAGCGGCGUUCCAACGGGAGACGGGGACAAGCGCUUUAAAGAGCUGGAGAAAAAGCUGAAACAGGUUCAGGAUCUGAUCAGCGCGGAGGACAGCGACAGGAUCCACCAGCUGAUUGGACAGAGCAUCGAUGACCUCAGGGCUGAGAUCGCCCUGACUGACGGGCGUCUGAUGGCUGUUGCCAGAGAACUAAAUACAACAGCAGAAGAAGAAGAGGCACUGAGACACACGCUGAGUGGCCUAGAGAAAGAGCUGAGGGACAUCAACGCCACUGUAGCUCACAAGCAGCGCCUGCUGAUUGAAUACCUCACCUCAGGAUUUGCAGAUCAGUUUGAGAAAGUGAAGAAGAACUACCGGUUGUCACUGGAGGCUGAGAAGAAAUGCAACUUGACAGUGUCCGGUCCUCUCAGUCCUGUGGGACAGUCCAAAGAAACCCGCAAUCGCACUGAAGUCCUGCUGAAUGACAGUAGAGACAAGUUCCUCCGUGCUGUGGCUGUUCAGAACAAAACCUUAGACGAGCUGCAGCAAAAGGCCCACAACCUAGAUAAGAAAGUCCACCACCUCAGUCACAAGGUAUGUGGCGGUCAUAGCAAUGCCAGUUCCAACGGCAGCUGCCCCAACAGCCGAUGUGGUGGUGCAGGUUGCCGUGACGAUCAGGGCAAUCGUGUAUGUGGAGGGGAAGGAUGCAACGGGACAGUAAGCUCUUCUUUAGCGGCUCUGAAUCUUGCCAAGAAUGUCACAGACAGUCUGAAAGCUGCCAAUGAGGAGCUGCAGAGUGUGGCGAGAAAGUUCCAGGAUAUAGCCUCUGUGACACAGGAUGUAAAGAACCAGGCGAUGAAAAUGCUGGAGAGAGCCCAGAAGAACAAGGACAACUUUGUCAACAAUAACAGGAAGCUGAAAGAUUUCAUUAAGAAGAUCAAAGACUUUCUCACUGAGGAGGGAGCGGAUCCAGAGAGCAUAGAGAAGGUGGCUCUGCAGGUUUUGUCGAUCACCCUGCCGAUCAACAGGACCACUCUGGACAAAAUGAUCAUGCAGAUAAAGGGCAGCUUUUCCAACCUCACAAACAUCGAGGGGAUUAUCAACCAAACCUCGCAGCACAUCAGCAAAGCCAAGGAGCUGCUCCGCAAGGCUAACGAUGCCAAGAGCCGAGCAGAGGGAGUGAAGGAUACAGCCAAUAACACCAAGCAGGCAUUGGAUGUGUCUGAGAAGGCCAUAGAGAAAGCAAGAGCAGCCCUGAAUGAGGCCCACAACAACCUGAACAGCACUAGGAAUGCAACAGCUGAGGUGGAUGACAGGCUAAGGCAGCUGGAGGAUAAGCAGAUGGAUGUCAUGAUGCGUUUAAGCAACCUCUCCAUGGGAGUGGAAGCUCUGAGGAACAAGACGGAGCAGAACAGAGAAAUGGCAAAGGACGCCAAAGCACUGGCUAACAACGCCACACACCUAGCAUCCUCGCUGGAGCAGAGCCUCAACGACACAGAGAAACGGUACCGGGAGCUGCAGAUGAAGGUGGAAUCUCUGGAUGGGGAGACUGGAGGUCUGAACAGCAUCAACCAGAAGGCCAAGGAUAUGAAGAAGGAGGCAGAAGACCUCCUCAACAAAGCCAGCAAGGGGCUAGAACAACUCAGGAAACUGGAGAAAAAGUUCAAGAGUAAUGAGCAGCGGAUGCAGAAGCAGCGCAUGGAGCUGGAUGAGCUGAAGGAAAACGCUACCGUGGUGCGGGACGAGAUCCGGACACAAGUGCAGAAGUACAGUAACUGUGUGUGA